Molecule: messenger RNA, 2580 nt
Organism: Boeremia exigua
Lineage: Eukaryota; Fungi; Ascomycota; Dothideomycetes; Pleosporales; Didymellaceae
Exons: 2
Coding region: 147-2522 (791 amino acids)
Biological process (GO): endoplasmic reticulum unfolded protein response
Source: RefSeq, a predicted model, not a curated record
CGUGUCCUCGCCGUGUCUGCGCUGCCGUGCCGGCCUCACUGCUCUCUGCCUCCACCGACCUGCCGGUUAUGGCCACACGGCGCUGACCACCGACUGCAACGUAUCCCAACCGCAUCCGCACCACCACUCCGCACCCAGCGCCCGACAUGGCCGACGACAUGGCAGACGCCUCGGCCGCCGGCUCGACCGUCAACCUCAAGGUGCUGUCGCCGUCCAGCGAGAUCGAGGGCGGCCUGCAUCUGCCCCAGCUGCCCGCCUCGACCACGGUCCGCGAGCUGCGCCUCCGCAUCCAGGACGCCGUGCCCUCCAAGCCCGGUCCCGAGCGCAUGCGCCUGAUCUACCGCGGCAAGGUCGUCGCCAAUGACGCCGACUCGCUGGAGACCGUCUUCGGCGCUGAGAACCUCCGCGAGUCCCAGGACCAGAGCCUGCACCUGGUGCUGCGCGAGCUGCCGCAGCCCGCUACCUCGACCGCCGCGCGCGCAGCCACGCUCCCGCCGAAUCCCUACCGCACGCCGCCAGCCCCCGCCGGCCCGCCGCUGCAGACGAACCCGUUCCGCGCAGUCCCGCAGCCGCACCACCACCACCACGCCCACCCGCACGUCCACCACCACCACCAUGUCCAGCCGCCGCGCACCCCGCUGGGACCGCUGGGCGCCAUGCCGCUGCCGCCCCAGGUACAGCAGCAGAUCGCCCAAGCCCUAGCCCGCGCUCCAGGCACUCCAGGCGCUCCAGGCAUCCCAGGCACGCCAGCUACAGCGCCGCCAGCUGAUGGAGCCCCGCAACCUGCGCCGGCAGAUGGCGCUCCACCGCCUCCAAACGGCAGGGCAGUGCGGCACGAGGGUACUGGCCCCAAUGGCGCCCGCUGGUCCGUCACAAUCGAAGACGUCACCGCGAACAUACCCCUGCGUCCGGGACAGCCAGGCCUGCCACGCCCUGUGCCCUUCCCACAAGCUUUCGCCGUCCCGCCGCGCGCCUUUGGCUCACCAGCGCCCGGUGGAGUGAGCGUGCCCUUGACCUGGCUUCUGCCGAGGCUUCGCGGAACACUGCAGGAGGCCGCUCGGGAGGUGGACAACGUCCGGACCCUGCUUGCCCCGUCUGCCAUUGAAGAGGCCGCGCUUGCGUCCAACAUGGCCGCGUUUCCCAGCUGGCGCGCCGAGCGCAUUCGCGAGCACCUGCGGACCAUCACAUACAGCCUCAACAUGGUCGAGAGCGGCCUCUCCGACCCCGCCAUGCAGCUCAACAUGGACGUCAUCGCACUGCGACAGGCCACGGGCGAGGUGAGGAGGCAGGCGAAUGAAUUUAGCAGGGCCCUGGAUGCACGAGAGGCGGGCGCGGCGACAUCAUCUGAUCCCUUGAUUGCCACAGCAGCAGCCGCGACACGGACCCUUCCUGCCGACGCGCCUCAAGAGCUGUUCCUCCUGUCCAGCCCUCAGGGGCCGGUCGGCGUUCUCUUCGACCAGCAGGGCACCUACACGACCGCUCCGUUCGCCUCGACCCUGUCGUCCCAGGCAUUCAUCGACCAGUACAACCAAAACCGCCAACUCAUCGCCAGCCUCGGCCAGCAAAUCGCCCACAGCUCGCAGAAUCUGCACAACCAGCUCGGCGGCCUCACACCUACCCCCACGCAACCUGUGCAACCCCAGCCCGCCCAACCCGAAGGCCUCGACCCAGCCGCCGCCCAGCGCGUCAUCCAAAACAUCAUCCAGAACCGCAACGAGCGCGCCGAAAACGCCGCCGCCAACCCCGCCGCCGCCGAAAACGACCGCGUCGGCAACGUCGCCGCCCACCUCUGGCUCAUCUUCAAACUCGCCGUCUUCGUCUACAUCUUCGCCGGCGGCAGCGGCUGGUACCGCCCGCUGAUGCUCAGCAGCAUCGCCCUGGUCGUUUACGUCGCCCAGCUCGGCGUCUUCGAGCGCCACUUUGCACUCGCCCGACGCUACUUCGAGGGGCUGCUGCCGAAUGCCGGCGCCGAGGCCCCCGAGGCUCCCGGAGCUCCCGAGCCCCGCCGCAAUGCGAAUGUGAAUCUCACGCCCGAGGAGGCCGCGCGACGGCUCCUGCAGCAGCAGCGUCCCGAUGUCAUGGGGUGGGCGCGCGAGGGCGUGCGGGGCGUUGAGCGCGGCGUGGCGCUGUUCGUGGCCAGUCUGUGGCCGGGGAUCGGCGAGCGUAUGGUGUUUGCACAGGAGGAGCGCGAGCGGCUUGCCCGGGUUGCCGCGAGCGAGGAGGCGGAGCGGCGCGAGGAGGAGCGGCGGAGGGCCGAGGAGGAGAAGCAGGGCGACGCAAAGCAAGAGGAGGGCGAGGCGAAGCAGGACGACGGCGCGAGUGAACAGGCUGCGAGUCAACAGCCCACGGGCGAGAAACCGGUCCUCCACCGCAACGCUACGCAGACGCUGAGCCGAGAUUUCAUGGACGCUGCGCUGCCGGGCGAGAACGCAGAUACCGCGACGGGUCCCGGCGCCAAGGGCAAGGAGCGCGCUCCAGACGCCGAGGGCGAGGCGUCGGCGUCUGCGUCUGCGUCGUCGUGAUGCGCUGGUGCCGUGAGCGGUGUGGUUAGGUGUAUUUAGCAUAGCAUGGGAUAGUACU